This is a messenger RNA of Oldenlandia corymbosa var. corymbosa, 255 nucleotides long. NCBI's taxonomy places the organism in Eukaryota, Viridiplantae, Streptophyta, Magnoliopsida, Gentianales, Rubiaceae. The record is from the annotation of a GenBank genome assembly.
AUGCUGCUUCGGACCAAGAUUCCGUUCCUCAUCCUCCUCGUACUUGUUCUUGUCUGCUCAUUUUCAGGGAGUUAUGGGAGCUAUGAACCUGCAGCAGCAGGGAAUGAUAUCAACACGCAUUUCAAGGCGAUGCAACAAGCAUCAAGAAAACUAUUGAGCAGCGGUGGAGUAAAUGUUCUUGAUUAUCAUGACCCGGGAGCAAACCCAAUCCACGACCCGGGCAAAGGGAGAAGUGGUCCUGGUGGACAUCCAUAA